UGAACGCGUCAGCAACGUCAAACAUCCAGCCCAGGAAGCGCGGUGCUUCCUGAAUAACCAGCCCAGCUGCACUUGUUAGUGUGCCCCCCUCGCUGGACACUUUAACGCCGACUUCUGCUCACUUUGGCCGCGGAAUUCCCUCUCCAUUAGGACCGCGAGAGCGAUGCGACGCCUGGCGGGAGCAGGAAGAGGAGACGAAGCGGCCAGAGAGCAGCAUCCACCUGCGGGGAACAUCUGACUUUGCUCUUUUCUAGCGUCAAAAAAGAAAAGGUCGCUGUUGGUCAUCAAGAUGACUGAUGGGGAUUAUGACUACCUGAUAAAGCUCCUGGCCCUGGGAGACUCUGGCGUGGGGAAGACAACGUUCCUGUACAGAUACACAGAUAAUAAGUUCAACCCCAAGUUCAUCACCACAGUCGGCAUCGACUUCAGGGAAAAGAGAGUGGUGUACACAGCAUCCAACCCUAAUGGGAUGACGGCAGGAAAAAGCUUUAAGGUUCAUCUACAGCUUUGGGACACAGCUGGGCAGGAAAGGUUCCGCAGCCUGACAACGGCGUUCUUCAGGGAUGCUAUGGGCUUCCUGCUGAUGUUUGAUCUCACCAGCCAACAGAGCUUCCUCAAUGUCAGAAAUUGGAUGAGUCAGCUACAGGCCAACGCCUACUGUGAGAACCCAGAUAUCGUGUUGGUUGGAAACAAGGCGGAUCUGGCUGACCAGCGGGAGGUUCAGGAGAAACAAGCAAAAGAGUUGGCAGAUAAAUAUGGGAUUCCGUAUUUCGAGACGAGUGCGGCGACCGGGGCGGAGGUGGACCAGUCUGUGACCACUCUGCUGGACCUGGUGAUGAAGAGGAUGGAGCAGUGUGUGGACAAACCCCCCACAGAGCCCGCCAACGGCACCGGGACCACCAAGCUCUCCGCCGCACAGCCCGAGGAGAAGAAAUGUGCAUGCUAGAUGAGUUGAUUCCGGAAAAAAACGUUGACUUGAUCUGUCCCUCCUCACCUUUUGCUUGCAUGCUUCUUCUCGUCCGACUCGUUUCCUUCUUGCAAAAAAAAAACAUUUCCUUUCCCACUCUUUUUGCUUCCUUCGCCUGCUGCCACACUGGAAUGAAAACGAAAGCUAGUUCUCCCUCUGCUGGUCAUUCAAGCUAUUGCAGUCUGUGAGGAAAAGACCAUUUUGUUUUCCUCGCUUAAGCUGCAGUACAGUUCUGCAUGGUCCCGGUCUCUGCUCGCUGCUGGUUUACAUGAGUUCCAUGGUCCAAUCCCUUUCUGCUACUAUGACAGUUGGAGUAACACUGCAACUCCCUCUAAAUACCAACAGUAUACACGUUUCUAUGGCCUCCACUUGACUUCCAAACCUGUCACUGCAAUCAUAAUUAACUGUCAUAAUUAAUUUUCCCCAUUGCACAAUGCCUUCUAUGCUGGUACAGUACAGUGAUACAUCAGUUCUGGUAUGUAAUCCAUCCCAAAAGUUGCCAUAAUAAGUCCAAUUAAACCGUUCCAAACACCCAAUUUAUAAACCCAAAAAACUUUUUAUAGAGAAAAAUGAUAGUUGAACAUGCAUAUAACAAUGUGAAAUAUAAAUACAUGAUGAAUGAACAUUUAACAUCACUUUUAUAGUUAAUGAAGACUUGUGGGCAAAGAAGGCAAUGUACUUUGCUUUCUCAAAUUACAUUUUUCGCAAUUUUUUCAUCAAAAUGCUGAUACUCGCAACUUUAUUCGGCCCCCGCGGUGAUUUAUUUUGCAGUCGUACUCUAGAAUUUUCCCCAUUGCACAAUGCCUUCUAUGCUGG
Messenger RNA from Nerophis lumbriciformis (worm pipefish), 1783 nucleotides. RefSeq names its product RAB27B, member RAS oncogene family (gene rab27b). Lineage: Eukaryota; Metazoa; Chordata; Actinopteri; Syngnathiformes; Syngnathidae. Gene Ontology annotation, molecular function: GTPase activity; GTP binding. The record is from RefSeq and is a predicted model, not a curated record.